Ogataea philodendri is the source of this 273-nucleotide messenger RNA. RefSeq lists its product as uncharacterized. Bases 1 to 273 code for a protein of 90 amino acids. The transcript has a single exon. The record is from RefSeq and is a predicted model, not a curated record. NCBI's taxonomy places the organism in Eukaryota, Fungi, Ascomycota, Pichiomycetes, Pichiales, Pichiaceae.
AUGUCUGAGAUGGAUAAGAAACCAUUUGGUUAUCGCCAAACAAGCUAUAGAAAUUGUCCGCAAUCUCCACAUCGCUCGUGUUUCUAUAAUACCCUGGACUUUGCAACGACGGUUGGUAUUUGUAAUCAAGCUUGUACAACAGUGGAUACUCCAGGAUCUUUGACUUUAGAAACGGUCGGGACAGCAACACUCGACGACAAGUGUUCAAGCCAAGGUAAUCUGGGUCCAAUGUCAACCCCAUACUGUCCAAUACCUCAUUGGUUGCAACUGUAA